Sparassis crispa is the source of this 414-nucleotide messenger RNA. RefSeq lists its product as hypothetical. The record is from RefSeq and is a predicted model, not a curated record. Bases 1 to 414 code for a protein of 137 amino acids. The transcript has a single exon. NCBI's taxonomy places the organism in Eukaryota, Fungi, Basidiomycota, Agaricomycetes, Polyporales, Sparassidaceae.
AUGCCCCCGCCGCAUGCAGCGACUUUCUUUAUCAAGAAACAGUUUGUUGUCGCCGUGAAGCUGUCUGCUCAUCUGACGGACAAUCCAUCUCUCUGGCGGACACGUCGCCAGGUGUACAGUGGCCAGGCGCUCACUCUGAUGCAACUGUUUUGGCCACAGCAUAUGCCUAUCGUACUACGCGAGUGCUUUGGUGUUUACCUUCGAUCGGAGCGUGGCUCGCUCGUCUCAGAAGCUCUGCAACUCGUACUAGGGUCCUCUAUCAGCGGUUCACCCCUCUACGUCUUGGAUUUGUCACUGACAUCUCAGGAGAAGAUCCCGGAGAUGGACUCCGGCAGGCCUGACUCCCGUCCUCGGAAGAGGACGCGGAAGUGUGGGGGGUGUAGGGAGAGGACUGGGGAGAGGGAUGUGAGGUGA